AUGGCACCCGUCACGGCUUUGUCUUCGCAUGAGCGAACUCGAGUCGAAGAUUAUUUAAACGACAAGAUCCAGGUCUCUGCCGAUCUCGAGAGUCUAGAUUCGUUGUUGUCUAGUCUUCGCGCGCAACAGGAGCUUCAGCGGAAGCAGCUCUCGGAAGCCGGAGAAGCACUAUCGAACGCUACCAAAGCCUCUCGUGAACAUGCUGAGGCCACUCGAAAGCAAGCCGAGGCAUUCACUGCGGAGCAAGAAGAUAUCGACCGACGGCUCAAGGCUAUCACACAAUCCGAAACUAGCGAUGAAGCGACGCGAAGCCUCGAGAAGAGCAUGGAGAAGCUCCAGCGACUUGAAAUCUCCAAGGGAUACGUGGAAUUGCUCAAGGAAGCUGAGGAGUUGAGCAAGCAAGCUUUAGAAAUGAUGUCCUCCGAACCGCGUGCGGCUUUGGGUCCAUAUACCCGUCUACGAAAGAUUGUGGGGUUGUUGAAAGAUGCCCAGCCCGCCGCCGAAGGAGCAGCUCCUCACCUGGUCGAUUAUACGGACAAACUGGCGUCCGCACUGCGACAGCAGAUGAAGAAAUUCUUUGGAGACCGGCUUCAAAACACACUCCAAGAUUUAAAGUGGCCGACACGAGAAUUGAACCUCUCUGAUCAGCUUUUGGCUCGCUGGAGACAAGACGUUGAAUUGCUGCUCGACCUGCAAACACCUGAGCUUCAAAGUCGCGAUGCAGCCGCUUCGGACGUGAGUCUACAGCCACCGGUUUUGUUCCCAUUAGAGGUCAUGACACACCAUUUGGAUUUGCGAUUCAAGUAUCACUUCAGUGGUGACAAGCCAACAAACCGACUCGACAAGCCUGAAUAUUUCCUUUCGCACAUAAUGGACCUCAUUAACCAACACGGUGAAUUUUUCACUUCCUAUUUGCAGCCCAUCUUCGACGAAAGAGCCCAGGUGGUUGGGCCAAGUCUUGAAUGGAACUUUUACAAUGCCUCGCAUAGCUUCAUCACAGCACUACUUCCAAUGUUGACCCAAAAGAUCAGCCUCUUCCUUCCUCAGAUCUCAACAUAUCCCCAAUUGCUCAGUCAUUUCAUCCACGAACUGAUGAAAUUUGACAAUGAGGUCCGAGACACAUGGAGCUAUCUGCCAGACCCAUACGCGGAAGACAAUUGGAAAGGCAUGACGUGGGAAGUAUUAACCAAACAAGGUUGGUAUGACCGAUGGCUGCAGGUCGAGAAGGACUUUGCGCUGGUACGAUACAAAGAUAUCAUCGACACAGCAGACAGUGGAGAGAUCGACUAUGAUGGCAUGGAGAUCACUGCGUCAAAGCCAACCAAGGCUGCAAUUCGUGUGAAUGAUCUCCUUGAAACCAUCACAGAGCGCUACCAACCUCUGUCGUCCUUCAGCCAGAAGCUACGCUUCCUUAUUGACAUUCAAAUUACCAUCUUCGACCAAUUCCACGAGCGUCUUUCUUCUGCAUUGGAGGCUUAUCUCGCCAUGACAUCGACGAUCGGACGCACCGUACAGGGGGCUGAUGGACAAGCCAGCGUGGAAGGAGUUGCUGGUCUAGAACGGCUUUGCAGAGUCUUCGGGAGCGCUGAAUAUCUCGAACGGAAAAUGGAAGAUUGGAGCAACGAUGUCUUCUUCGUUGAGCUUUGGUCUGAGCUCCAAGGUCGCGUUCGACGAAACCAAAACGGCGGACAAAACGUAGCUGGCACAAUGUCUGUCGCAGAGGUAGCAUCGCGCACAUCCCCCGCUGUCGCCAACAGCGGCACCCACAUCGAGACCUCGUCCGACGGCGCUCUGUUUGACGAGACAGCCUCCGCCUAUCGCCGUCUCCGUCUCCGCUCAGAGACCAUCAUUACAUCUACCUUGUCCGCAAACAUCCUUUACGCCCUGAAGCCUUAUUCUCGAGUCUCCACAUGGGCAACACUAUCAACCCCCUCCGCCACGGCGACCGCAUCCCCUCUCUCGCCUACUUCCAGUUUAGCCCCCGUGAUGCGUGCUUUGUCCACGCAACUAUCUCUUCUCUCGCGCGCACUCGGAACUGCCCCUUUGCGACGAGUUUCACGCCAGCUUCUACUGUCUAUCCAGUCCUACAUCUGGGAUAAUGUGCUGAUUAAGCACAAUUUCUCAGCUACCGGGGCGUCUCAAAUUGCCAGCGACGUGGAUCACCUAUGUAGCGUUGUGGACUCUGCUACGGUUCCCUCAAAGCAUGCGGGAGCCUCGUUGCAGACCAUCAAAAAACUGAGCGAGGGUCUGCGCCUUCUUUGCUUGAGCGCGACUGACAAUGGAGACGAAUCUUCUGAGGACGAUGCCACGCCAAGGCUGUGGGACGUAGAAAACAAGCUGUUCAGAGAUAAUGAGAGCGCGCGGGGCGUGCUAGCAGAGCUAGAAAUCGACAGCUUGUCAGAGGCUGAGGCUCGGUCUGUUUUGGAGCGACGAGUUGAGGUCGGCAAUUGA
Molecule: messenger RNA, 2451 nt
Organism: Penicillium salamii
Lineage: Eukaryota; Fungi; Ascomycota; Eurotiomycetes; Eurotiales; Aspergillaceae
Source: the annotation of a GenBank genome assembly